ACAAUAAAGGUGCCGAUCUCAAGCAUUGGUGGGUUGGGUUCAGCUGGGAGUUCGGCUCAGAAUGGAACCGGAAAACCGCAUUUUGUUGCCGUUACAACCCUUGAAGAUGCGCAAGCCGUGAGAUGCGCGGAAUUCCACCCCGAUGGGAAAGUUUAUGCUGUGGGUUCCAACUCCAAAACGUUGAGGGUUUGCGCUUACCCGAAGCUGCUUGAUUUACGGGAAGAGCAUGUGGCGUACCAACCAACUGUCCUGUUCAAGCGCACUAAGCACCACAAGGGAAGCAUUUACUGUCUGGCCUGGAGCCCAAUGGGUGACCUGAUUGCGACUGGUUCGAACGACAAGACGGUGAAACUCAUGCGUUUCAACGCGGACAACUGCAAUAUCGAAGGUCAAGAGGUAGAGCUGACGAUGCAUGACGGGACGGUGCGGGACCUGUGCUUCAUCGAGGACAUGAGCAACAAGAGCUCGCUUCUGGUGAGCGGCGGUGCCGGGGACUGCAAAAUCUACGUGACAGAUUGCGCCACUGGCACGCCGUUCCAGGCACUCAGCGGUCAUUCUGGCCACGUUUUGGCUUUGUAUACGUGGGGAGGUGCGAUGUUCGUUAGUGGAUCACACGACAGAACAAUUCGAUUCUGGGAUCUUCGAACGAGAGGCUGCGUUAAUUCCGUCACUCCGCAGACGAUGACUCCUGGAACGAAGGUACGNAUUUUUGAGCCAAAAUAG
Messenger RNA from Notodromas monacha, 723 nucleotides. The record is from the annotation of a GenBank genome assembly. Lineage: Eukaryota; Metazoa; Arthropoda; Ostracoda; Podocopida; Cyprididae.